Chelmon rostratus (copperband butterflyfish) is the source of this 2612-nucleotide messenger RNA. It is a transcript of the gene alkbh4, whose product is annotated as alkB homolog 4, lysine demthylase. Gene Ontology annotation, cellular component: midbody; contractile ring. Gene Ontology annotation, biological process: actomyosin structure organization; protein demethylation; oxidative demethylation. The coding region runs from base 5 to 829 and encodes 274 amino acids. Lineage: Eukaryota; Metazoa; Chordata; Actinopteri; Chaetodontiformes; Chaetodontidae. The transcript has 3 exons. Gene Ontology annotation, molecular function: actin binding; demethylase activity; oxidoreductase activity. The record is from RefSeq and is a predicted model, not a curated record.
GAUCAUGGCUCCUGACAGAAGUGACGGUGUGGCUUCGUGUGCUUGUAAAGGCAUUCGGCGGUGUCUCAUAUGUGAAGAGGUGAAGGGAAAAGGACAGUUAGAGGCGAAAGGAUCAAAGAUUGUGCAUCAUUUCAUCUACAACCCUGAGACAAGGCUUGCCAUUAGCAGAGAUGCUGCAGCUGCAUCCUUCCCAUUUCCUGGUGUCUUCCUGUUGGAGAACUUCAUAUCAGAGGAGGAGGAGGAAAAGCUGAUAACCUCGAUGGACCAGGAUGUGUGGAACGAGUCCCAGUCUGGUCGAAGGAAACAGGACUUUGGCCCAAAAGUUAACUUUAAGAAAAGGAAAGUGCGCGUUUGUGGCUUCAGUGGACUCCCUGCUUUGAGCCAAACACUUGUGCUCCGAAUGCAGCAACAGCCAAGUCUAGCAGGCUUUCAACCAGUGGAGCAGUGCAAUCUGGAUUACCAUCCUCAGCGAGGCUCUGCCAUCGAUCCACACCUGGAUGACUCCUGGCUGUGGGGGGAACGCCUGGUCACCAUCAACAUGCUAUCAAACACCACACUCACUAUGUCCCUUGAACAGGGUCUGCCAGAGUUGGGACUAGCAGAGGAAGUCCACGUUGCUGUGCAUCUUCCUCGCAGAUCGUUAGUGGUGUUACACGGCGAGGCACGGCACAGAUGGAAACAUGCCAUUCAUAGGGAGGAUGUUCAGGCGCGCAGAGUUUGCAGCACCUACAGAGAGCUGGCUGCAGAGUUCCUACCUGGAGGCCAGCAGGCGGAGCUGGGAGCUCAGCUGCUGAACAUUGCUUUGAGCUUCCAGGGAACGCCAAUAUAGACUAAUGUGAUGAUGCAGAGGAAGGCCGGGAUGCAGACUCCUCGAACAUUCUAGAGCUUUUAAAGUUUGGCUAAGAGGAAUAAAGCCACACUACUUGCCUAUAUAUUGCGUAGCCUUUGAAAUGGCAUUUUGUCUUGAAUUGUGGACUUGUUAUAGUGGACACUAACGUGUAAUAUGAUCUUUUGGCUGUUUUACUGAGUUGGCCCCAACUAAUGUUGCAUCUUUGAUUCUGUCUGUCAAAAUCCUGUCCAAGGCAAGUUAAGAGGCCAAAAGCUGUUUCACCUUUGAAUAGUCGAUACUGCUCCUGAGAAGCGAAGCACUGAUUGAUUCUGCACCUUGAAGAGUGGAAUGUAGCACAGAGGAGAACUGUCCUCCAAAAUUAGAUCAAAAUGCAAUCAGAUAAAAAAGAUGUGUUUUAAAAAUAUUACCAUAGUGGGUGUAAGUUGCUAAUUGAGAAACAGAUGGGUAACAGAAGUGUCUCAGUGAGUUAUGAUCCUCCAGAUCAGCGUCAGUGCUCCUUCGUUUAGAUUCCUUGGAUCUGUAUUAGUGGGACAAACACAAUUUUCCUGAAGGAUAUUCCCUCAUUUGGUUUUUUGAUGUCUCCCAUUGAUGACUGUGACGGCCAUAACGUUUGAUUCAUAUAUUUUUAUUGUCAUUUUUCAGUGAUAGUCAUAGCAGUUGAACCUACAGAAUAAUUAAAGUUUGGAUAAUUUCCUGAAACUUUUACACACUGUGAAACUGCUGAGCUUUCCUGUGUUUAAUGAAAUGUUUCAUCAGUUUAUACGUGGCUCUCUACAUCCUCUAAACAGCUAAUGUGAUGACAAAAUAUAACUGGAUGAAUUAUAAUUCAAACACAAAGAUAGAAUUUUAGAAAUGAAGUUAUUACGUUAUGCUUUUUUCAGACUGUUCUUACUGUCCUUCACAUGCAGUUAUUGUUGUUACGGACAUGAAUGUGCAAUUGAUACCACAGAAAUGUAAUACAAAAUAUUUAUGAUAUUUUGUAUUAUUGGUUAAAUUAAUUGGCUACAAGUCAUGUAAACAAGUCUAUUAUGCACAAAAAUGGAAUUAAAAAAAAACUCUCACAGCCACAAACGUGAAUAAAAAAGAUGUGUCACCUGCAACAAACCUGCAAAUUAAGAUAUUAAGGGGUUGUCUUUCAUUAUUAUUUCUCAGUUCCUCAGUUUUUUUUCAGAUAAGGGCCAAGAAACAUGCAAUGUUUUAUAAUAAAAAAAAGAAAAACAUUUCUUCCAUCCACGCUUUGCCUCACCUUUUGUUUGAUGCAGUAUGUUGCUUUCUGCUCCCUGCAGUUGUGUCUGCAGCUGGCCUGUCGCAGAUUUGCUCCCAACAUCCAGCAGUGUGUUCAUGCUUGGCUGUGCCUUUGCUGUGGUUGCUCAGCUGUAAUGUGGCCACACAGGAGCACUGCCGGCUCCAGCUGGUCUGAGGCUGAGCUGCUCAGCUGCUACAGCACAGACGAGCAUCACAGGAAAGAAGCCUCUGUUGAUGUGAAGGUCAUCCUCCUGCUGUGCUGCUGUAGCUCACAUGUUGUCAUCCACACCUUAAAGGAACAUAGCUGUGAUGAUUCAGAUCAUUUACUACUAAUAAAGUAUACUUUACAAGUGACUAUUCAAUUCAUGUUAAGGUGUUUAAGAUUUCUGAAUUUGUUUUCUCCAGGCUGCCAUUGAUUUUCACCUCUUAACAAACAGCCAUUCAUAACUACAGGCAGUUUAUAGCUGCCGGUUUAUACAGCCUGCACAAUAAACCUGUGGUCAUGAACUAACUGGCU